Messenger RNA from Eutrema salsugineum, 1241 nucleotides. Its product is annotated as E3 ubiquitin-protein ligase SINA-like 2. The transcript is spliced from 2 exons. The record is from RefSeq and is a predicted model, not a curated record. The coding region runs from base 38 to 1078 and encodes 346 amino acids. Gene Ontology annotation, molecular function: zinc ion binding. Lineage: Eukaryota; Viridiplantae; Streptophyta; Magnoliopsida; Brassicales; Brassicaceae.
GAGAGGGAAUUAGGGUCAAUACAGAAGCGCGAUAGCGAUGGUGAAAGAGACGAACGGGGAGCAAGUCUUGGCCGGAGAAGCGUCGAGCAGCCGUCGAAAGAGGCAACGACUUGUUGAAGAAGAAAGUGAGGAUGAUGGAGAAGGAACGGAGAGUGGAGAUCGGGAUAUAGCCGGUGAUGGGGUGAUAACAGAGGCACGAAAGGGACUGCUCGAUCUGGAUAUUCUCGACUGUCCCGUUUGCUUUCACGCCCUGACGAUUCCUAUCUUUCAGUGUGACAAUGGACAUAUAGCUUGCUCUUCUUGCUGUACUAAACUGAGGAACCAAUGCCCUUCCUGCACUCUGCCCAUUGGUAACAUUCGAAACCGAGGAAUGGAGAGAGUUCUAGAAGCAGUCACACUCCCAUGUCCAAACGGUAAACAUGGCUGCACCAAGAAGUUCUCUUAUGGCAAAGAAUUAGCCCAUGAGAAGGAAUGCAGUUUCGCUCUAUGCUACUGCCCUGCACCACAGUGCAGCUACACAGGCAAGUACAAGGAUCUCUACCGUCACUACGAUGCUAACCACGGUAAGGAACAUUUCAGGUGUGGCCAUACCAGUGACGCAUGGGUUCACUCCAAUGAAAUGAUAACAGUCCUUCAAGAAUACAGAGAUGGUCCAUUGGUUGUGGUUCAGUGUUUCGAGAAGAUACAAGGAUUCGAGGAGUCACAAGGAGUGUAUGUGACUGUGAACUGUAUAGCACCACCAUCUGCUCCAGGAGUUGGGGAGUUCUCUUAUAAGCUCACCUCGUCCAAUCAUGGUGAUGGAAAGUCGGAUGAGAUGAGGAAGAUGAAGAGGAUUCAGAAAGUGAGCUUCCAACCUCCUGAGAAGGACUUUAUGCUUAUUCCUCGCUAUUUCUUGCUUCAACAUCCCUAUGCCUUGAAGAUGAACAUUUGCAUCCGCCGGCUAGAAGAAGAAGAAGAAGUAGAGAAAAAGGAUAAUGAAGCUGAAGAAGAACAUGAUGAGAAUGAAACUUGUGACAAAGUUCGCAGGUCAACUCGCGAGAGGAAGGCUAAUUCCAAGUAUCAAGACAAAGUCAAGUAACCAAAAUUCUUUUCUCCUUUUCACCAUCUGUAAUUUCCAGUAAUGUUGUUGUUAGUUGUUUGGUGUUUCCAACUUUGUAGGAACUCAUGUUCCAUCGCUUCUAUGUAAGAAAUGAAAAAACAAAAAGAAAAAUAGUUCCCUCUAAACUAACAUUAAGAAAGUU